Molecule: messenger RNA, 2522 nt
Organism: Ziziphus jujuba (common jujube)
Lineage: Eukaryota; Viridiplantae; Streptophyta; Magnoliopsida; Rosales; Rhamnaceae
Product: probable bifunctional methylthioribulose-1-phosphate dehydratase/enolase-phosphatase E1 2
Exons: 14
Coding region: 235-2388 (717 amino acids)
Cellular component (GO): cytoplasm
Molecular function (GO): magnesium ion binding; methylthioribulose 1-phosphate dehydratase activity; acireductone synthase activity
Source: RefSeq, a predicted model, not a curated record
UCCUUGUUAUCUGAGAAAACCCACCUUGGCAUUACAUUGAUUUUCCUUGGAAAAACCCUCUUUCUUCGUUUUUGUCAUCUCUCCCUGAAAAAAAGGAAAAAAAAAAAAAAAAUUUCCCUCCCUUUCUUUCUCUUCUGCAAUCGACCUUUCGAAUUCUCCUCCAUCGGAAGGCCCGUUAACCUUUUAGGGUUUCUUCUCCGUUUGCUACUGAGCUCAUCCAAUCCGCUUUACAGGAUGGAAGCUCAGGAGCAUAAUGAGCAUACUCAAGAGAAGAAGAUGCUUCCACCCCCUGUUGGAACCUUUCAGACUCGUGAAGAACUUAUUAAACAUGUCCGUGACUUUGCCCUGACACAAGGAUACAUGGUUUCCAUUAGGGACUCUUCCAAGGACAGAUAUGUGACACUGGCUUGUGAUAGAGGUGGGGUUUAUCGCAAGAGGCUCAAAACUGGUGAAAACUUGCGGAAAAGGAAAUCGGAAUCACGCCUUACAAAUUGCUCAUUCGAAGUUGUCGGCAAAAAAGAUGAUGACAUAUGGAUACUCAGCAUUAAAAAUGGAGUACACAAUCAUGAAGCUUCAAAUGAUACUUCUGAUCACCCUUCCUGUCGCCGUUUUAGUGAAGAAGAGGUAAAAAUAAUAAGAGAACUGACUGCAGCUGGUAAACGGCCACGCCAAAUCCUCAAGGCUUUGAGGCAAAAAAACCCAAAUCUAGUAUCAGAUUCCAGAAAUGUUUACAAUGUUAAAGCAAAGAUCCGUAGAGAAAUGGUAUCAGGCAAGAAGAUGGGGUCCUCAGGCGGUGUGGCCACUACAUUGACAACACUAUCGGAACCAAUGGUCCAGAACGGCGUUGCAGGAACAGGGUCUUCUCAGGCGUAUUUGGAGAGAAAAGCAGUGACUGAUACAAGGGCUUUGGCAGCGGAGCUGUGCCGUCAUUUCUACACUCUGGGGUGGUUUUCUGGUACGGGAGGCAGCAUUGCCAUCAAGGUCCAUGAUGAUGCCAUUCCUAAGCCUUCACAACUCAUUGUCACUUCCCCAUCUGGUGUUCAGAAGGAAAGAAUGGUUACUGAGGACAUGUAUGUGCUAUCUUCAGAUGGAUUUAUAUUAUUGGCUCCUGUCCUCAAGGCUUACCCUCAUAUGCCUCCCCAGUGUACUGAUUGUGCUCCUCUCUUCAUGAAGGUUUUUGAGAUGUGUGAUGCAGGGGCUGUUAUUCACAGCCAUGGAAUGGAGUCUUGUAUUGUAACAUUGAUUAACCCUUUAUCAAAGGAGUUCCGAAUCACUCAUAUGGAGAUGAUAAAAGGAAUUCAGGGGCACAGUUAUCAUGAUGAGCUUGUGGUCCCAAUAAUUGAGAACGCUGCCCAUGAAGGGGAACUCAUAGAGUCCCUAGUUGAAGCUAUCAGUAUUUACCCCAAAACAACUGCUGUACUAGUUCGCAAUCAUGGGGUGUUUAUAUGGGGCGGCUCAUGGAUUAGUGCAAAAACUCAGGCUGAAUGCUACCAUUAUCUCUUUGAUGCCGCUAUCAAGCUUCACCAGUCAGGGUUGGACUGGACCACUCCAAGUCAUGGUCCUAUUUGCAAUGUUAAUGGAUUUAGGGGAUGCGGUGGGAAUUACAACAGAGCUCUGAAGGCAGGGCCUCUCAGUUUAAAUUACAUGACUGAGCCAUCCCAACAUUGUAUACUUCUUGACAUUGAAGGCACAAUAAUUCCUAUAUCAUUUAUAAGUGAUGUUCUUUUUCCAUACACCCAUGAUAAUGUGGAAAAGCAUUUAGCGGCAACCUAUGACAGUGAAGAAACUCAAAUUGAUAUUAGUUUGCUGCGCUCUCAAAUUGAGACUGAUUUGGAACGAGGUAUUACUGGUGCUGUGCCAAUUCCUCCAGAUUAUGUUGGGAAAGAGUUAGUUAUUGGUUCUGUAGUUGAAAAUGUAGUAGCAAUGAUCAAGAAUGGCAGGAAAGUCGCUGCACUGAAACAACUGCAAGGUCAUAUAUGUAGAACUGGAUUUCAGAGAAAUCAGUUGGUGGGUGUUGUAUUCGAUGAUGUUGCAGAAGCUCUUGAAAGGUGGCAAAAUUCAGGCAUUAAGGUGUACAUAUAUUGUAGUGAUAGUAGAGAAGCACAGCAACUUCUUGCAAAUUCUAAUUAUGGGGACUUGAGAAAGUACUUCUGCGGAUAUUUUGAUACCACAGUAGGAAACAAAGAGGAAAUUCGUAGUUACUUAGAGAUUUUGCGAAUGGUGGGAGUAGAUAAGCCGACAAACAUUUUGUUUGUGACCGAUAUCUUCCAAGAAGCUUCAGCUGCAAGGGAUGCAGGUUUGGAAGUGAUGAUGUCCAUCCGGCCAGGAAAUGCUCCUCUUCCACAGAAUCAUGGAUUUAGGACAAUUGAGUCCUUGUUGGAAAUUUAAUGCUCGGUUUGGUCUUGAUAAUUUUGCAAUAUUUCCAAAUGUACAUAAUUUUGAAUUAUAUGCACAUUUAUAUCUGGUGGAAUCUAUUUUCAAAUGUACAUAAUUUUGAAUAUAUAAUUGUAAAUAUUAUAAUA